Molecule: messenger RNA, 6878 nt
Organism: Triticum aestivum (bread wheat)
Lineage: Eukaryota; Viridiplantae; Streptophyta; Magnoliopsida; Poales; Poaceae
Product: disease resistance protein Pik-2
Exons: 4
Coding region: 5354-6427 (357 amino acids)
Molecular function (GO): ADP binding
Source: RefSeq, a predicted model, not a curated record
AUGCUCUGUUUUCUUGUGCCAAGGAAAAAGAGAAAAAACAUCUCCGUGCUAGAACUGACUGAGCCACACCGCCGGGCCGAUCGAGGCGCUCCACGACGGCGACGGCGCCGCCGCAUUUGGCCCCACCCCCUCCAAUCCGGCUGGGUCCCCCCACCUCCUCCCGCCACCGCCUCUUCAACCACGGGAUCGAUCUCCUCCCGCCGGGGGAUCGACCCUCCUCCGCUGCCCGCCGGUCUACGACGCAGAUGCGUCUCUCCGCGGCUCGCGUGGAUGGGCGCGCGGGCCGGCGGGCGUGGAGGCGUUUCGGUCAGUACCCGCCUCCUGUUCAACCGGAGCAGACCCAUCCAGGGCCGACGCACGGCCUCUCUGCUCCGCGCCGCGGUCAGCAACCCCCAACAACUAAUGGUUCACUGGCUGGCUUCUUCCUGCAGAUUGGUUGGUAACUGUAUCUUAUUCCGCCCAAUUAAUGGUUCAUACACAUUUUGCUGCUAGAUUGCGUCGAGGUAGACCAUGAAUCUUAGUUCAUACUCUGGUUUGACUGACAGUUAAUUCAUAGCAAAAGUGUCCUGUAUACUCUGAUUCUGUUGGUAUCUUCAGUUUCCCUUUGAUCAAAUCAAAUGUAGGAUCACCAGAAUAUCAAAAUUUAUUUCCUCGGAUAGGGAUAACCAAAAGCGUUUAAGUUCCGUUCAUCUUGGGUAGAAUCUCCAACAUAACUUCUUUGUGUUCCCUUCCUCUGGCUGGCCAAGCACCGGUUACUUCUUCCAAUGGGCCAUUCAGUUGGUCAUUAGAUUAUUAUGAACUUACGAAACCUAGGGUGGUUCACAGACGAAAACGGAGGACUGGGCGAAAGGCCAGUGGUAUGUGAGAUUGCAGUCCCACGUCCGCAGUGGACAGACCAACUAUCAUGAUCUAAUUACAUCUCCUAGCUACCACUUUUGUACGGUGAGUUAGAGAGGAAAAGACUAGGCCAACAAAGAAAUAUGUUGCUCACAUGUGCUGUUAAGGUGACUGACAGCAAACCAAUAGAUUCGACUUUCUUUGUGCUAACAGCUUGCUCAAUUUCUUCACCAAAUCUAGGUUGCUCACAUCGAUUAUCAUAGGAUUCCAUUUUCUUGGAAGCAUGCUUCCUCAGAUCUAGGUUGCUCACAUCGAUUAUCAUAGGAUAUUACCUGAAUUCAGAUAAAAUUGGUGGAAAACCCAGACAGCUUGCCCGGCUCAAGAAGUUCAUGAACUUUCAUGUACAAUUUCAUCUAGCAGAACACAUUGUUUAUAAAACAAGAAGAUUCGACUUGCUUUGUGCUCAUGUUGUUUUAUGGAAUGUCAUAUCUAAUUUCUGCAAGAUAUGGCUUUUCUGGUCUAGAGUAUCACUUUCACCAAUUCAACGAUGUUCAUAUUGUACAUUACUGUUUUCGUGUCUGUAUACGUGCUUCCUUUUAAACUGAAAAAAAAAUGAUUCUGUCAUCUCCAAAUGUUCUCCUUUUUGGUUAUUUCCAUGUCUGGUUUUAGGCGUCACAUAUUGAAGAAUUCAGUUGUAUUGGACCAGAUCCUGUUGUAUAAUGAGCAGUUGAUAAUGAGGUAGCACUUCUUUCUCCGGUUAGGCUCUGCAGGCCUGAGAAACAAUCAGACUAUGAUACAGAAUUUUAUUUGUUUUGGUUUAAGCAUAUUUCACAUUCAGUUUGUUGGACUAUCAAGGCUGAGUUCUAAUUUCAAUCUGUCCUUUUUAACUACGAAUAACUACUUACAGUGCAGAAUAACAAAGAAAGAGACACUAAUGCAAAAUGUAGAGAACUAAUAAAACAAAGAUACACGUACUGUUGUAUCAUAAGUCCUCAACACAUUGCUUUUUUUUAAAUAAAAACCAAUGGAGAGUAAAGUUAACUGGUAUGUUGUUACAAGUUUAUCUUUUUGUCCCUACAUCUUAUAUUUCUCUCGUUGGUGUGUAGCAUGCAUUCCUGCAUCAAUGCCCGGGGCAUCAUCUUGUUAAGAACUAGAGAUGCCCCAGCUAUUAACGUGCUAUGUCAGAAGGCUCAGUCAGAUUUCCCUAUUACUCCCUCUGUUCUUAAAUAUAAGAUGUUUUAGCAUUUUUUUUAUUCGCAUGUAUCUAGACCCAUUUUAAUGUGUAUGUUCACCCAUUUUAAUCCGUAUGUAGUCUACAUUGAAAUUAUCUAAAACAUCUUAUAUUUAGGAAUGGAGUGAGUAUUAUACUUCUGCCAGCUGGAGUGAGUAGUUUAUUUCUAAGUAGGCUCAGGUAAUUGUCUAAAAAGAAUACUGACCCAGUGUGCUUUUGCAAGAUCUAACGUGAUUGGUUGAAGAAGUGUAGAUCAAGCUCUACUCCUACCGUAAGACACAUGAUGCGUGUUUCAAUGCAUGUUCAGGAAGAAAAAUAAAUCUACUGCAAAUUAGUGUUAUUUUAUUAAGUACAACCAUCAAUUUAUAUCGUCCUACUUGAUGCAACCGACCAAACGCAUCCACUUGCCCCCAAAAUUUAAUACAGCUCACAUUGGAUUCCAUUUUCUCGGAAGCAACGAUCGCACAUCUAGCUUGCUCAGAUCGAUUACUGGAGUUUUUUUUCUUCUAAAAUAAGUUAGCUUUGGUUGAAAAUCCGGACAACUUGCAGAGCUCAAGAAGUUCAUGAACAACUUUUCUGUAUAAUUUCAUCAAACAGAACACAUUGUUUCUAAGACCAAUAGAUUUGACUUUCUUUGUGCACAUGUUGUUUCAUCUAAUUUCUUCAAGAUAUUGCUUUGCUCGUCUCGAGUAUUGCUUUCACCUGUUCAAUGGUGUUCAUAUGGCACAUUGCUGAUGUUGUGUCUGUAUAUGUAUAUGCUUCCUUUAAAACUGACAAAAUUAUAUUUUGUCAAAUCUGAAUGUUCUCCUUUUUGGUAAGUUCCAUCUUCUGGUUUUAGGUGGCACAUAUUAAAGAAUUCAGUUGCAUUAGACCAGAUCCUGUUGUAUUUAUACAAUGAGCAGUUAAAAAUGAGGUAGUACUUCUUUCUCCAAUUAGACUCUGUAGGCCUGAAAAGCAAUCAUAUUAUGAAGCAGAACUGUAUUUGCUUUGUUUUAAGCAUACUUCUAAUCCAAUAUUUUGGACUAUCAAGGGUUACAUUAUAAUCUCAGUCUAUCCUUUUCAACUGGAAUAAGUACUUACAGUGCAGAACUAACAAAUAAAGUGACACUAAUGCAAAAUGUAGAGAACUAAUAAAACAAAGAGACACUAUUGUAACAGAAGUUCUGAGCACAUUGCAUUUUAUUUAUAGAAACCAAUGGAGUAAAGUAAGACACAUGACGCCUGUUUCAAUGCAUGUUAGAAAAAGGCUCUACUCCUGUAAAGUAGUGUUAAUUAUUUUAUUAAGUACAGUCGUAAUUGGUGCAACGGACCAACACAUCCACUUGGCACCAAAAUUCAGUUACAAUAAUUGCAUUGGAUUCCAUUAUCUCAAAAGCAAGUAUCUGCACGUCUUGCUUGCCCACACCACCACUGGACUACAAUUGUGUUUCCCUGUGUUAUGUGUGUUAGCAUUCCAAUGGCAGGGCUGGUGGCCACCAUGGUGGUCAGACCACUGAUGUCCAUUGUGAAGGAGAAGGUAUCCAGGUACCUCCGUGCCAAGUACAAGGUGAUGGAGGAGCAGCACAGGAUCCUCAACCCCUAGCUUCCAGCCAUUAAUAGUUGUCUAAGCAAAAUCGUGUACAUGAUAUGUAUGUGUUCUUUCCUCUAGCUGGCCAGGCAACGAAUUAUAUAGUUCUUAAUAUCGGCCUUUCAGUUGGUCAUUACAUGAAUUAUUAUGAACAUUCGAAACAUAGGGUGAUUGACAUAUGAAAAGUUGAGGGCUGGGUGAUAGCGUGAAAGUGCAGUGGUGCAUCCAGGUCAACUUGGGUUCAACUCCAGUGGACAUGAAAUUUAGCCACAUCAGAAAAUUGUAUUCCAGUUAGAUCAUACUCCCUCCGUCCGGAAAUACUUGUCAUCAAAAUAGAUAAAAGGAGAUGUAUCUAGACGUAUUUUUUCUUGCGAGUUAGAGAGGAAACAACUAGACCGACAAAAUGAAAUGUGCUGUUAACGUGAUGAGGGCAAACAACUAGACAUUGCUGGUCUCGAGUGUUACUUUCACUUACUCAAUGGUGUUCGUAUAGCACAUUAACUGAUUUUGUGCCCAUACAUGUAUAAGCUUCCUUUUACACUGACAAAUUAUAAAUUUUCCAUUUCUGGAUAUCCCUUCUUUCUCCAAUUAAACCAGGCCUGGAAAACAAUCAUACCGUGAUCAGAACGUUUUUUAUUUUGUUGUAAGCAUACUUCUCAUCCAGUAUUAUGGACUAUCAAGGAUUAUGUUGUAAUGUCGGUCUAGCCUUUUUAACUAUUAACUACUUACACAGAACUAAUGAAGAAAGAGAUGCUAAUGUAAAAUGUAGAGAACUAAUAAAACAACGAAACACUACUGUAACACGAGUUCUGAGCACACUGCAUUUUUUCUUACAGAAACCAAUGGAGUAAAGUUAGCCGGUUACUGGUGUGUCGUUUCAAGUUUGUCUUUUGGUGUGUAGCCUGGGGCAUCAUCUAGUUAAGAAAUAAAGAUGCCCCUGCUAUUAACGUGCAAUGUCAGCUUUCCCUGUUAACCAAGAAACAAUGCCCUGUUCUGAGGUUACUGCCAGCUGGAGUGAUUAGUUUAGUUCCAAUUAGGCCCUGCUAAUUGUCUAAAAAAAUUCAGGCCCAGUGCAAGGUCGGAUGUAACUGAAGUGCAUAUCAAGCUCUACUCCCACAGGCCACAGUGAGACACAUGACCCGUGUUCCGAUGCAUGUUCAAAUAGAAAAGCUCUACCCUGCAAACUAGUGCCAUUCUAUUGAGUACAACGAUCAAUUUGUAUUGUGGUAAUCGAUGCAACCGACCAAAAGCAUCCACUUGCCCACAAAAUUCAAUACAGUACUCUCAUUGGAUUCCAUUUCUCAGACGAAAGCAUCCACACAGCUAGCUAGCUUGCUCACACCAUCCUCUUCUCCAUUCUGGACUGCAAUUGUGUUUCCUUGUGUUCUGCGUCUGUUGCGAGCUCUGAGCAUUCCAACAGCAGAGCGACUGGCCACUGCUGUCCAUCGUGAAGGAGAAGGCAUCCAGCUACCUCCUGGACUAGUACAAGAUGAUGGAGGGGCGUGAUGGCAUCCCUUCGUCCUGAUCUCUGAAGUUUGGUCGCUUUGGAGAACGCUGGUGUUGAGGCUGCGUUCACCAUCAUUGAUUUCACCACUGUUUUUUGGUCGCUCACGAGACUACUAUCACUGCCUUAGUUUUCAUCUUGAUCGCCAUUGACAACACCAGUUUGCAGUGCAGCCUCUAUCAGAACCAAUUGAUUCACACAAACAUCCAGAAAAAUGGAGGCGACGGCCAUCAGCAUUGGUAAGUCUGCAUUGAGCGGGGUACUCAAGUACGCCCAAUCGGCUGUGGCAGAGGAGGUCGCUCUGCAGCUUGGUGUCCAGCGUGACCACUCCUUCGUCACUGAAGAGCUCGAGAUGAUGCGGUCAUUCCUGAUGGCUGCGCACAACGAUCGAGACGACAAUAUGGUGGUCAGGACUUGGGUGAAGCAAGUCCGCGAUGUCUCCUACAUCGUCGAGGACUGCAUCCUGGAUUUUGCCGUUCAUCUUGAGAAACAGUCUUGGUGGCGCAUCCCUCGCACAAUGGUAGCUCGGCAUCGUGUGGCGAAGCAGAUGAAGGAGCUCAGAGCCAAGGUGGAGGAUGUCAGCCAGAGGAACCAACGGUACCACCUCAUCAAGGGCUCUAGCUCCAAGCCUGCCUCCGCUGUUGGGCAGCCUACCAUCUCCAGUGCGACGAUGUCUGCCUCCCAUGAUGCAAGGCUGAAGUGGCAGAAAGCAAGAAUGGAUCUUCUCAACUUGAUCAAUUACAAGGGUGAUGCACUUCGAGUGAUAGCGUUGUGGGGCACAAGUAGCAGUGAUCUGCAGGAGAUGUCCAUCAUUGAAAGUGCCUAUGAAGAUGCCAUCAUAUACAAGAAUUUCGAUUGCUGUGCUUUGAUCACAUUGACGUGUCCUUUCAGUCAGACAGAUUUCAUUCGAAGCAUGGUUCGGCAAAUCUAUAAUAAUUCUUUUCAAGAGAUGGGAGAAGAAGAAAAUACAACUAUUGGGGCCCAAAUUUUGAAGAUGAUGGCGCCGGUGACAGAAGAUGGUUUGGCUUAUGAGUUCAAGAGAUAUUUGAAUGACAAGAGUUAUCUAAUUGUACUCAAUAAAAUUAACACCAUUGAAGAUUGGGAUUGCAUCAAAACAUGUUUCCCAGAUAACAAGAAAGGAAGCCGAAUCAUAGUAUCCACCGAGCAAGUUGAAGUUGCAAGCUUGUGCAUAGGAGCAGGGGAUGAAGCUCUUGUACGUAGGAAGUUAUUUGCUGAUCAGUCUCUUUAUGCUUUCUACAGUAAGGUUUCUCAGGAGGGGAGGAAUUAAGUGGAAAAAGGGUCCAUCUCAUAUGUAGCCUCUCCUGGUAUUGACAGCUCUGCACACAAGAACAUCCUCACUCGCAUGGAGACAAUGUCUACUCUAGAGGAAUCUCGUCUCAUCGGGAGAGGGAAUCAAAAAGAGGAAAUCAUCAAAUUAAUCUCAAAUAAAGAUCUCCAGCAUUUUCAUGUGUUCUCCUUGUGGGGAAUGGGUGGUAUUGGGAAAACAACACUAGUGACAGAUAUUUAUCAAACCCAAGAGAUUAGUAGCAUGUUUGAUAAGCAUGCUUGUGUCACAGUCAUGCGCCCUUUCAACUCAGCAGCACUCCUUGAGAGCUUAAUUAUGCAAUUCAGAGAUAAGAAUGAAGAUACAAAUGAGAUAGAUUUAAGGAGAUAUUUACAAGGAAAGAGAUAUUUGCUUGUUAUCUCGGGCAAGUAACAUACCGAUUGACAAAGGGAAU